Molecule: messenger RNA, 760 nt
Organism: Dermatophagoides pteronyssinus (European house dust mite)
Lineage: Eukaryota; Metazoa; Arthropoda; Arachnida; Sarcoptiformes; Pyroglyphidae
Source: RefSeq, a predicted model, not a curated record
UGUUUGAUGUUUUCUAUUUCGAUUUCAAAUUUUCAAUUAAAAUAAAAUUUAAAUUAAAAAUUUCCCGAUGGAUUUCGAAACCAGUGAUGAUAAUGAACAUGAAAUACCUUAUCGUUAUCAAACAAUGCAUUUUUCAAAAUUUAAUUUGAAUAAUAAUAUGGCUCAAGCUGUUUUAUCAGCAACUACGGCAGCCAAAAAAAUGGCUAACAAUGUUGUUGUACCUGAAUCAAAUUCCGAAACUGUUCAAAAUCCUAAACCAUCUGUAAAUUAUCGUUUAAUUCAUCAUUUAUAUGUACAUUAUAAGUCAUCAGCCGAUAAAAUUCAAUCAUGUCAAUCAUUUUGGUCGGUCAUUGCUCAUGAUUAUAAUCUUGUUCUAUCAACCAAUUAUUCGGCCACUGAAAUUGAAAGUUUUUGGAAUCGUAUGCCGGCAAUGGACAAACGUAAAAUCGAUCUUCAACAUUAUGACAAUUGUAAUGAUUUAAAUGUUGAAAAUAAUCAACCAUCGGAUGUAUCGAAACGUAAGAAAAAAUCAAAAAAAUCAUCAACAAAUAAUAAUGAUGGUAAUAAAAAAUUGAAAACUUCAACCAAUCAAGUUCAACCGAUAAAAGUAGAUAAAUCCUGUCAGGUUGAUAUGUCAUCUAUACAAGAUAAUUCUUUGAUUGAUUUGGCUAAAGAAGCAUAUCGAUUAAAAAUUGAAAUAUUAAAAAUACGUUUAGAAUAUUUGCAACAACAAUUUCAACGAAUUUUUCCCUUGGUAUAA